This is a messenger RNA of Puma concolor (puma), 1404 nucleotides long. It is a transcript of the gene MAP3K8, whose product is annotated as mitogen-activated protein kinase kinase kinase 8. NCBI's taxonomy places the organism in Eukaryota, Metazoa, Chordata, Mammalia, Carnivora, Felidae. The record is from RefSeq and is a predicted model, not a curated record. Gene Ontology annotation, biological process: protein phosphorylation. Gene Ontology annotation, molecular function: ATP binding; protein kinase activity.
AUGGAGUACAUGAGCACUGGAAGUGACGAUAAAGAAGAGAUCGAUUUAUUAAUUAAACACUUGAACGUGUCCGAUGUCAUAGACAUUAUGGAAAAUCUUUACACGAGUGAAGAGCCAGCGGUUUAUGAGCCCAGUCUGAUGACCAUGUGUCAAGACAGUAAUCAAAACGAGGAGCGUACAGAAUCUCUGCUGCUCAGUGGCCAGGAGGUGCCUUGGUUGUCCUCCGUCAGAUAUGGCACCGUGGAGGAUUUGCUUGCCUUUGCAAACCAUAUAUCCAACACGGCAAAGCGUUUUUACGGACACCGACCACAGGAAUCUGGAAUUUUAUUAAAUAUGGUAAUCACUCCCCAAAAUGGACGCUAUCAAAUAGACUCUGAUGUUCUCCUCAUCCCUUGGAAGCUGACUUACAGGAAUAUUGGCUCUGAUUUCAUACCUCGGGGGGCGUUUGGAAAAGUAUACUUAGCACAAGAUAUAAAGACUAAGAAAAGAAUGGCCUGUAAAUUGAUCCCAGUAGAUCAAUUUAAGCCAUCCGAUGUGGAAAUCCAGGCUUGCUUCCGGCAUGAGAACAUUGCCGAGUUAUAUGGCGCAGUCCUAUGGGGUGAAACCGUGCACCUCUUCAUGGAAGCAGGCGAGGGAGGGUCUGUCCUAGAGAAACUGGAGAGCUGUGGACCAAUGAGAGAAUUUGAAAUUAUUUGGGUGACAAAGCAUGUUCUCAAGGGACUUGAUUUUCUGCACUCAAAGAAAGUGAUUCAUCAUGAUAUUAAACCUAGCAACAUUGUUUUCAUGUCCACAAAAGCCGUUUUGGUGGAUUUUGGCCUAAGUGUUCAAAUGACUGAAGAUAUCUAUUUUCCUAAGGACCUCCGUGGAACAGAGAUUUAUAUGAGCCCAGAGGUGAUCCUAUGCAGAGGUCAUUCAACCAAAGCAGACAUCUACAGCCUGGGGGCCACACUCAUCCACAUGCAGACAGGCACCCCGCCCUGGGUGAAGCGCUACCCUCGCUCUGCCUAUCCCUCCUACCUGUACAUAAUCCACAAGCAGGCGCCUCCGCUGGAAGAUAUUGCAGAUGAUUGCAGUCCCAGCAUGAGAGAGUUGAUAGAGGCCGCCUUGGAGAGGAACCCCAAUCACCGCCCGAGGGCAGCAGACCUGUUAAAACAUGAUGCCCUGAACCCCCCCAGAGAGGAUCAGCCGCGCUGUCAGAGUCUGGACUCCGCCCUCCUUGAGCGGAAGAGGCUGCUGAGCAGGAAAGAGUUGGAACUUCCAGAGAACAUUGCUGAUUCUUCAUGCACAGGAAGCACUGAGGAAUCAGAGAUGCUAAAGAGACAGCGUUCCCUCUACAUAGACCUUGGGGCCCUGGCUGGCUAUUUCAACUUUGUACGGGGUCCGCCAACACUAGAAUAUGGCUGA